CACCAAAGUGCUCGAGGAUGAUCUCAAGGCUGUCGUAAAGCCGCAAUACGUCGAUCAAAUUCCCAGGGCUGUCAAGGGACCCGUGAAGGAAGUUGGCCCUCUGAUUGAGGCCCGGGCUCAAAUGGAUAAUAUGGAUUACAUUAUGGACGUUCUUGAACUCAAGCAGGUCGAAAAUCGUGAUAUUAACCUUCUUUCCGGUGGAGAACUUCAGCGUUUUGCCCUCGCUCUCGUAUGUGUGCAGCAAGCAGAUGUGUGAGUACUACCUACUUCUAGCUACCCUAAAUAUCUUCGCCUUGGGCAACUUGAGAAAGAUCAACACAAACUGGCUUAAAAUAUUGUCUAAUUUUUCAUUUUUCAAUAGAUACAUGUUCGACGAACCUAGUUCGUACCUCGAUAUUCGUCAGAGACUUGCGGCAGCCCGUACUAUUCGAGAACUCUUGCGACCAGAUGAUUACGUUAUUGUUGUUGAGCACGAUUUGUCUGUUCUGGACUAUCUAUCUGACUUCGUUUGCGUUCUCUACGGUCGACCUGCUGUUUAUGGAGUUGUCACUCUACCAUCAUCGGUUCGCGAAGGUAUAAAUAUUUUCCUCGAUGGCCAUAUUCCCACCGAAAACUUGCGUUUCCGCGAGGAAUCCCUAACCUUCCGUAUCGCGGAAGCUGGAGAAGAUCUCUUGAUCGAUAAGGCACGGGCUUUUAGCUAUCCAUCCAUGGAGAAGACCAUGGGAAAUUUCCAUCUGAAGGUUGAUGCUGGCCAAUUCACCGAUUCUGAAAUCCUCGUUCUGAUGGGUGAAAAUGGUACUGGUAAAACUACAUUCUGUAAAAUGCUCGCCGGUGCCGAGAAGCCAGAUGGGAAUAUGUCGAUACCUCGCAUGAACAUCAGUAUGAAACCUCAAAAAAUCACCCCCAAAUUCCAGGGUACCGUCCGGCAAUUGUUUUUUAAGCGUAUCAAGGCUGCCUUUCUCAACCCACAGUUUCAAACAGAUGUCUACAAACCUCUGAGGAUCGACGAUUUCAUCGAUCAGGAAGUUCAGAAUCUGUCAGGUGGUGAAUUGCAGCGUGUCGCUAUUGUGCUCGCUCUCGGUAUUCCGGCAGACAUCUAUCUUAUCGAUGAACCGUCGGCCUAUCUUGAUGCAGAACAGAGAAUUACUGCCUCAAGGGUCAUAAAACGUUUCAUUAUGAACACGAAGAAGACUGCCUUCAUCGUCGAACACGAUUUCAUUAUGGCGACUUAUCUCGCUGAUCGUGUCAUCGUUUUCGAUGGCAAGCCAUCUGUUGACGCUCGUGCCAAUAUUCCUGAAUCUCUUCUCACUGGUUGCAAUCGGUUCUUGAAGAAUCUCGACGUUACCUUCCGUCGUGAUCCAAACAGCUACCGUCCCCGUAUCAACAAGUACCAAAGUCAGCUAGAUCAGGAGCAGAAGCUUAACGGCAACUACUUCUUCUUAGAAGAAGAGAGUUGAAAAGGGCAUCCCACGUAAGAACGAUCACGACCGUCGUUGGCACGAUGGUCGCGACAC
This is a messenger RNA of Talaromyces proteolyticus, 1514 nucleotides long. Its product is annotated as P-loop containing nucleoside triphosphate hydrolase protein. Gene Ontology annotation, molecular function: iron ion binding; ATP hydrolysis activity; ATP binding. The transcript has 6 exons. The coding region runs from base 249 to 1457 and encodes 402 amino acids. The record is from RefSeq and is a predicted model, not a curated record. NCBI's taxonomy places the organism in Eukaryota, Fungi, Ascomycota, Eurotiomycetes, Eurotiales, Trichocomaceae. Gene Ontology annotation, biological process: translational initiation; translational termination; ribosomal subunit export from nucleus.